Mesorhabditis belari is the source of this 471-nucleotide messenger RNA. Lineage: Eukaryota; Metazoa; Nematoda; Chromadorea; Rhabditida; Rhabditidae. The record is from the annotation of a GenBank genome assembly.
AUGAUUAGUACUUUCUAUCCCGUUUCGAGUCACAGUCAAACGAUGAAUCGAAUUGUUUUCGCUGUCGGAUUCUUGGCUAUGGUGAUCAACUCGAUUUAUGGAUGUGCAGACACGAAUUCCAAUUGUGGAAAUUGGGUGAGGAACGGUUUCUGCUCUUCGUCUUUCUACACACCGGCACAAAAAGCGAGUUAUUGCGCUGGGUCUUGCAAUCUGUGCAAUGGAGCCGUCACAAGCAGCUCAUCUUGUGCGGACAGUAAUUCGAAUUGUGCAACAUGGGUAGCAAACGGCUUCUGCACCAGUACAGCCUACACGGCAGAUCAAAUUCUAGCUUACUGCUGUGGAAGUUGUCCAAAUGUUGCCACCACCGCUGGAAGCACAACGGGAUCUACCAGCGGAGGAACGGAUUCAACGACAGGUGGAACAACUGACUCUACUGUUGCCACCACUGGCACAACAACUGAUCCAGCUGGA